AUGAAAAUCGUCAACUACCUAGAUGUCACACUCAACCUCACAACCGGAAAAUACUAUCCUUUCAGAAAGCCAGACAACAAUCCAUUGUACAUUAACGUGAAGUCCAACCAUCCACCCUCUAUCAUUAGGCAAAUUCCAGCUUCCAUUCGCACGAGAAUAUCAUCACUCUCUUGUGACCCGCAGACUUUGAUAAAUCAUCACAGUUAUACAAUGAUGCCCUUAGAUCCAGUGCUUACGAUGAAACAAUCCAGUGUGAGGAAAACCGGCAAACUUGAGCAAAAAAGAAGAAUCGAACCAGAUCACGUAACACUUUUCUGGUUUUAUCCACGUUUUAGUCAGAAUGUGAAAACAAAUGUUGCAAAGUUCUUCCAUCCCUUGAUUGAUAAAAAUUUCCUAAAAUCACACAAACCGCACAAGAUCUUCAACAGAAACAACCAUAAAGUAAGCUACAGCUGCACCACUAAGGGAACGUGUCGAAAUAUUGGCAUCGGGUAACACCAAUGCCCAUCAAUCGGGUACCGACUUUUUCCGAUUCCGUUGAAUGUUGGACCUGAUAGUAUUGGUACUGAAUAAAACGGAAUUGGCAAAGGGUCUUAAUUAACAUAGGCCAUCAAAAAUAUCUGGCAGCUCAAAUAACUGGUCACGUCACCGUUACGAACAAUAUGUUUGAUUUAAACAUAACCCACAAGAGUUAGUUGAUCAUGAUUGAGCAAUCAAACACGUGAUUUAUUUCAUUAUUAGUUUUUCAUUCUCAAGUAGAUCAGACAAGUUACAUAUGGACAGCAAUUGUUUUCGUACAGUGUUUACAGUCAGUAAUUUCCUUGCGGACAGUUCAAACCUUUUCGACCAACUGAGGUUUUACCCUUCAGGUACGAUUGUUUUAUUCCUUAACCUGUUUGUCUUUGAACUUGUUCUAGCCAUUUUAUUGUAAUGUAAUCAGAAAUUGGCUUCACUAAACGUCCCAAAAAUGAUCGGAAUGUAAUCUUAGAAUCAUUCAUUUGUACCUUGAUUUUCAGAAUUGCUACUUUAUUAAGGCUAUUAAAGGACUCCUCAUCUCGGUUGCAUUGAUUUAGUCGGCCAGUUGGUAUGGUACCCUUGUAGAUAAUCCUCUGUUUAUGAAAGAUGGCAGCCAAAGGUGAAGGAACCAGCGAAGAAACUAUAAACCAGGAGAAUACCCUUAAAAAGAAAAGAAGACAAAGAUCUCAAAGUCGCCGAAGAAUAAGCUUGGCUAUUAGGCGUAUUCAUGAGACACUGGAUAAAGAUGAAGUUCAAGCGAAAAAAGCACGCCUGGGGAAAGAAAUCGAACAGCUUCAAAAGGACUACGAAAUUGGUGGAGAGCAGAAUGGUGAGCUGUGGAGGCAGAAGAACACGACACCCUGGAUCAGUGGGAAAAUGAUUUGGCUACUGAUGUAUCUUCCAUUGAAGAAGUGGAAGUUUCUUCAAUCGUGCUUGAAGAAAAUCAAGUUAACACGACCGGUUCCGCAGAGGAUGCAAGCCAUGCAAGUAACACAAGUGCUUCUGUGGGGGACACGAAUCACUCAAAUAACGCAGACGAUUCCAUUGAAAAGGCUAGUCAUGCAAGUAACGCAAGUGACGCAAAUAGUUCUGUGGGGAACUCAGGACAAUCAAGUGGCACUAAUGUAUCGGCAAAUUCCCAGGUCCAGCCCGUUUCUGCCCAGGAUUUAA
This is a messenger RNA of Porites evermanni, 1686 nucleotides long. NCBI's taxonomy places the organism in Eukaryota, Metazoa, Cnidaria, Anthozoa, Scleractinia, Poritidae. The record is from the annotation of a GenBank genome assembly.